Messenger RNA from Haliotis rubra (blacklip abalone), 3672 nucleotides. RefSeq lists its product as uncharacterized. Bases 122 to 3670 code for a protein of 1182 amino acids. The transcript is spliced from 20 exons. NCBI's taxonomy places the organism in Eukaryota, Metazoa, Mollusca, Gastropoda, Lepetellida, Haliotidae. Gene Ontology annotation, molecular function: RNA binding. The record is from RefSeq and is a predicted model, not a curated record. Gene Ontology annotation, cellular component: ribonucleoprotein complex.
UACUUCCGGUCUGCAACCACCACGAUACGAACGCGAAGUCGACAGAUAGCAUAAAUCCGUGGAUUUCAUGGAGAGAUUUGUCCAUGUUUUGACACCCAAGGAUAUAUGACACUGCACUGUCAUGUCGGCCUAUCAAGGCUAUCCCCAAGGUCAGGGGCCAGGAGGUUAUGAUGAAGGAAGGGCACGGGCACCUGGAAACCCUCCUGAUGGACGGUACAGCAAGAUUGAGACAGAUCCCCUUGUGACAAGCAUGGCACAAUCAGUGCCAAUGUCCCGAGUCAUGCCUGGCACUGUUGAGACUUUUAAACGGCCGGGACAGUACUCAGAAGAAGAUUUUACUGGAGUUCCCGAUGCCAAGAGGUCAUGUUGUAAAACAGGAGGUUUACCUGUCAAGGGUCAAGGUCAGGCUGCAGACUGGAGGUGUGGCAUGAUUGAUGCGGCUGAUAGGCCAAGGACAUUUUUUGUCUUCAACCUGAUGCUGAAGACGACAGCAUAUGACCUGUUCAAGUACUUCGUCAAGUUUGGGGACCUGAAGAAGUUUCAUGUAUUCAAUAACGAUGAAGGAAAGUCCACAGGAACCGGCAUUGUGCAGUAUGUCCGAAAAGAGGCUGCUAUCGCUGCUCUCGCUGCCCAACCACACUUCAUCCACAAAAAGAAGAUUAUUAUCUCGCAUGAUCGGGAUCCCAAAAAGAUUUCGACUGUUAUAAAGUCCUUAGAGAAGCACAAGUUGUAUGUGCCUAACAUACCUCUUCAUGUGUCUGAGGAGGACCUGUGCGAAUACUUCUCCCAGUGGGGAAACAUUUUGAGUUGUUAUGUAACCGAACAUGCUAAGAGGACCAGUACUAAGUAUGGCUUCAUUUCCUACACCAAUUAUGAAGAUGCUGUCAAAUGUCUGAACGCGACCCACAAUUAUGGACAAAGCGUGAUUAACGUAUUUGUGGCAUCUAACUGCAAGGCUCUAAGGGAUGCUGCAAAAGAUUCAAGAAAUAAUGCAGAGACGAACAAGCUGUUUGUGAAUUAUAUACCUCAUGAAGCCACUGCCGAUGAACUGAAGCAGCACUUCUCCAUGUGGGGGAAAAUCACCUUUUGCAGCUUUGAAGGAAAAGAUAAGAACAACAGUCGCUACGGCUUUGUUUGCUACCAAGAACUAGAAGAUGCUCUGAAAGCAAUGAUAAUGCCACACACACUGAAACACAAGAAGAUUUUUGUAAGUGUGGCAGAGAAGACGAACACACAAUUGCUGGAAGCUUCCAAAGAUCCAAAGAUAAUGUCAGCUGUUGGACAGAAAGUACAGAAUUGUUAUCUUUCUGUGUCCAAUGUGAAUGUCAAUACAACAAAGGAGGAGCUAUACGAGUACUUCAAGAAGUAUGGAAGCCUGGCUAGCUGUGCGGUCAAACCGGCUGGCUUAGAUGAGCAGAUUGCCCUUUUAGCCUACGUGAAAGAAGUUGAUGCUGCAUGUUGCUUUCGUGACGAUCACUUUCUGAAUCAGAGGAAACUGUGUCUGCGUUGGACUGACUUGACUGGCUGGGUUCCCCACAAGGCUGAGCCUCCCAGUAGGAAGCUGAGAAUAUCAGGGUUGGCAGCACACACACACAGUUACACGCUGAUGUGCUACUUCUCCAGAUUGGGAAGAGUCGAGGAGUUUGAGCUGGUGAAGGAUGCGACAUUGAGACCAACUGGCUGUGCAUUUGUGAUAUUUGAAAAACUUGGUGAUGCAGAGAAAGCAGUAUCAAACAAGCCACAUGUUAUUGAUGAUAAGGAGAUCAAAGUCACCUACGCCAGGCAUCAUGAGAACCUGCCAUCUGAAACCUUUCCAUCUUGGAGGGAACAAAGACCCCAAGAAACUGUUCAACAACAAAGAUUGCCUGAAUCUAUCAAAUCACUGAAUCAAGGUUAUGAUCCACCAGAAGCUAGAGAGCCACGAAGGUUGCUUGAAGAUGCACAGCCACGAAGGUUGGUUGAAGAUGCACAACCACGAAGGUUGCUUGAAGAUGCACAACCACAAAGGUUACUUAAAGAUGCACAACCACAAAGGUUGCUUGAACAUACACAGCCACGAAGGUUCGUUAAAGAUGCACAACCACAAAGGUUACCUGAAGUAUAUCAGCCAAGAAGGCAAUCCACUCAAGAUCCUUUGAUGUCACGUUUGACACAAGUAGACAGCAUUCCAGACAUGCCAUUAGUAGCUGAAUACGAGUGCAAUGUCUCUGGGUGUUUAUUUAAAGGCAAAUCAGAGCAGUUUGACCAUCACUGGACAAAGAUUCAUGAAGCAAAGGUUCUUUAUCUCAUCUGUUCAUUCUGUAGCAUGGAAUGUGUAGAUGCAGAUGAUUUUCGUGAACACCUGGAUUUUUUUCAUGGGAUUGAGGACAGAAGUGAAAUGUCAACAUUCCUGCUUGGUGCUAGACAAGAGGAGAGAGACAACAUUCACUUUGUCAUGCCUGGCAGUGUGACCAGGGAAACCUGCAUGAAAGUGACCAAGCCUCCACAAAAGAAAGAUGCUGAAGAUCAUUUAUCAGGAUUCCAUUACCUGAGAUGCCCCAAAUGCCCCAAAUCGUUCAUGAAGAAAGACUUUCUUCUGCUUCAUAUCAAGAAUAAGCAUCAAAACACAGAGAUGAGGACUGAAGAAGAACCAGAAGCUGUUGAGGAUAACUCUGAAGGGUCUGAAAACUUACAUUUUGGAAGUAGUCCGCUUGAAAGGGCUUAUGAUGAAUUUCAAAGACAAAUAUUACCAAGAUCCGAGACAGACAUACCAACAAUUUCAGAUAUUGGUUCAAGAAGUGCUGGAAACAGGCCUAUGCAGACAAUGCCUACAUCUUCAUUAAGUGCACCAUUGCUGUCUAGCCAGAAUGUGCAGAGGCCUCAGUUGCCAAUAUUGCCAUCACAGCAGCCUACUCCAAGGUCUGAUCCACAACUUCUAGCAUCCCAGGUGCCCACUCAACAAGCAGUGCCUUUUCAUGGGCAAGUAACACCCUUCUACCCCUCUACAGCAUCUGUUCCCAAACCUGUGCCACCUCCACCUCGCCCUCCACCUGUCCCUCUCCCUCCCCAUCAGCUUUAUGUUGGAAGUCAGUCAUAUUCAUAUCCUCGGCCCCCUGUCUCUUUGUUUUCAAAUACAUCAACUCGGCAACCAGUGGUGGCUUCAAGGCCUGCAGUGAGUACUCAGUCAUUCAUAGUUCCUCCUGUAAGCUAUUCUCAAGUGCCUUUUCAGCCCCAAGUAAGAGCACAAUCACAGCAAGCUUCUGUUGUGGCUUCCCCACACACCCAAGUUGUUGCAUCAGUUGCUCCUUCAGUAGUCCCACCAACUUCUCCUCGAGCAGGUGCCCCAUUACAACUCCCACAGACUGGGCAAGUAAUCACCCAGUCUGUAAGUGUUCAGCCACCAGAGUUUGUAAUGGAACAACCACCUGUUGCUUCUCAGUCAGUAGUAAUGUCAAGUGAAGAUCCUAGUAGCAUCCCUGAACGUGAUGCUCAGGAUUUAAAAGAUUUUGACAUGGGCAAUAUGACAACUCAGGAAACGUCCCCUGAAUCCGAAAGUGAACCAGAGAUGGUAACUGAAAAGAAAGCAAAUGAUGAAUUGAGAAGAUCAGUCCAGUCUGGGUCAGUUCUUGCUCUGAGUCCAGAAUGGACAAAGACAUUGAAAAUUGCACAUCCCAAAAAAGUCAUCUCUUGAAG